AUGGUCUCUACUCCUACUAUUUCCCGCCAGCGACCGGGAUCCGCUUGUGAGGAAUGUCGUCGCCGCAAGGUUCGCUGUGACCGACGACGUCCCCAGUGUCAGGUCUGCUUCGAGACGGGCAUCGAGUGCAAAAUCAAUACCACAAGGCUACCCCGGGGUCCCCGCAAGGGACAAUUACGGACCCUUCGCACACGCAUUGCCGCACUGGAACGAUGUCUGGCCGACCAACACCCCGAAAUCAACCAUCAGAUGGCCAGUAUCUAUGACGGCACGGUCAUUGACUGCGACAGUGAAGAAGAUCCGCUACGAGACCUGCCUCCGCUGCCCGAUCCGAUCUCAGGCACGAUGCCCGAUCAGUCCAGCGAUGACCGCCGGACUGGGACGCGAUCUCCGCGAUCGCCCGAAUCUCCGAACCGGCCUUCCAGCCUCGUGUCUGACUUGAUGCGAGCCGAUCUGUACGUUUCUCUUGGAUUAUUGGGAAUGUCCACUAAAUUGUGCAGGGACCAACUCUACUUUGAUCGGGUGCACCCUUUUGCCCCUAUUUUGCAACGCUGGCGCUACCACACCUGGGCGAAGCAGCCCAAGAAGACGGAAGCGCAAACCUGCCUUCAGUAUGCCAUGUGGACGCUGGCGGCCAGUAUGUCGGCCCAAUUUCAGUCUCUCCGCGACCGGUUGUAUGCAGAGACGCGCCGGAUGCUCGACUCGCUGGACCUCCAAGGACCCCCUACAGAUACGGCGCCCGGGAUCGAGCCAGCACAGGCUUGGAUCCUCGUGUGCAUCUACGAGUACAUGCAGCAAUCGCCGCUGCAGGCAUGGAUGAGUACGGGGCGAUGUUGCCGGUUGGUCCUGGGGAUGCGACUGUACGAGCUGGAUGACCCGAAUAGUCCAGUGACUAUGGCGCGCGAGCACGAGACGGUGCUGGUGGACUGGAUUGGGCUGGAGGAGCAACGCCGGACGUUCUGGAUGGCCUACAGUCUGGACCGGUUUAUCAGUUUCCACAACGGGUUGCCGUUCACCUUGGAUGAACAGUUGAUCACUACACGCCUCCCUUGCCCGGAAGAAGACUUCCAAGCUGGACAGCCCACCCUGACAUCCUACCUGUCCGAUGUCAUGUCUCCUUCUGCUCCCACUUCUCCUAUUCCCACUGCAACCACCAUGCCCUCUCCCACUGUCUUUGGUCGAUCCUCUCACUCUCAAAUUCUUCUCCCUCACCCUCCACCACCUACUCCGACUGCCACUCCGACCCUCGGCCUCCCGGAUCCGCUCUCCUCCUUCACCGAACUCAUCCUUAUCGCCACCAUCGUCGGCCGCGCUCUCACCCACCGCCAAACCGUAGCCGUCGAACAAAUCCACCCGCCCAACUUCACUCAUCUCCCCUCGGACAACUUCUGGACGCGACACAACUAUCUACACGAACUGCUCACCUACCGCAUUGCCACUUUGUCCAGCUACCCGCAUGUCGAUCCCAUGCUGAUGUUCGCCCGCAUCGUGGCCCAAAGCAUGGUGCUGUUCCUGCACAGUGUGCUCGAGAGCAUUACCUGGAAAUCCGGGGAUCACUUGCUGGGGAUCAUCGAUUUCGAGCGGGUAUGUGUCCUGGCGGCACACGAAGUAGUGGGGUUGGUGAAGAUGCAGGGGCAAUUGGGGUACUUUAAGGUGCAUCCCCUUACGCCGAUCCCUCUGAUGAUGUGCACCGAGUUCCUCUCGUCGCACGGGUACCUUGAUCCGUCGUUCGAGAUGAUGAUGCAUGACCUGGUCGAGAGCCUGCAUGAUCUGGAUAGGGUGAAAAAUCCCGUGCAGAGUCCGCCGUUGUCGGUUCAAUAA
Molecule: messenger RNA, 1821 nt
Organism: Aspergillus luchuensis
Lineage: Eukaryota; Fungi; Ascomycota; Eurotiomycetes; Eurotiales; Aspergillaceae
Product: fungal specific transcription factor domain-containing protein
Exons: 4
Coding region: 1-1821 (606 amino acids)
Biological process (GO): regulation of DNA-templated transcription; DNA-templated transcription
Cellular component (GO): nucleus
Molecular function (GO): zinc ion binding; DNA binding; DNA-binding transcription factor activity, RNA polymerase II-specific
Source: RefSeq, a predicted model, not a curated record